CAAGCCAGGAACAAAGGGGCAGUAGGGGUGGCAAAGACUUCUUUCUUUUGCUAGUUUUACUUGCCCAACACUCCUCAAAAAAAACCACCAACCUUCACCCUCAGGCCUCUCUUUUCGGGACAACCUCAUACUGUGCUCACAAUGGCCCCGGAAAUCCCUGCUGCCGCCGGUGCCUUCUCAGCUACUACAAAGGUCUCCUCGCUCACUGCAGGCUACUCGAAGAGGGCCUACGUAACUUUCUUGGCAGGCAAUGGGGAUUACGUGAAAGGGGUGGUCGGGUUGGCCAAGGGGCUGAGGAAGACCAAGAGCCCUUACCCUCUUGUGGUGGCAGUGUUGCCCGACGUGCCUGAGGAUCACCGUGAGAUACUCAGGGCUCAGGGUUGCAUCGUCCGUGAGAUCGAGCCCAUCUACCCGCCCAAGAACCAGAUUCAGUUUGCAAUGGCUUACUACGUGAUCAACUACUCCAAGCUUCGUAUAUGGAAUUUCGAGGAGUACAGCAAGAUGGUGUACCUGGAUGCGGACAUUCAAGUGUACGACAACAUCGACCAUCUGUUCGACACGCCCAAUGGCUACUUCUAUGCCGUGAUGGACUGCUUCUGCGAGAAGACUUGGAGCCACUCCAAGCAGUACUCCAUCGGGUACUGCCAGCAGUGCCCUGACAAGGUGACAUGGCCCACCGAGAUUGGCUCCCCUCCUCCGCUCUACUUCAAUGCUGGCAUGUUCGUGUUCGAGCCUAGUCCUCUCACCUACGACAGGCUCCUCGAGACCCUGAAGAUCACUCCCCCGACGCCCUUCGCCGAGCAAGACUUCCUGAACAUGUUCUUCGAGAAAGUUUACAAACCAAUUCCUUUGGCGUACAACCUGGUCCUUGCUAUGCUAUGGCGCCACCCAGAGAACGUCGAGCUUGAUGACGCUAAAGUCGUCCACUACUGUGCUGCUGGAUCAAAGCCAUGGAGGUAUACCGGCAAGGAAGCUAACAUGGACAGAGAGGACAUCAAGAUGCUAGUUAGGAAGUGGUGGGACAUCUACAACGACGAGUCUCUUGACCUGAAACCCGAAAUUUCCAUUCAAGAAGAGGAGACAUUGUCGAGGUCAUCAAUCAUGGGUUCAAUGCCGGAGCCAGCCGUAUCAUACAUUCCUGCUCCCUCGGCUGCCUGAUCGAGAUCAAGGAUUAGCAAUAAGGCCCCCCAGGGAGCUAGUGUCGUCUAAUUUUAAGGUUGGCGCUUUCUUAUGUUUUCCACCCCCCUCCGCAUAUCUAAAAAUUUCAACCUAAUGGUAGUAUCCUGUAGAAGCUACCAGAUAUCGUGAUUUUAGCGUUUACUAGAGGAGACCAGACAAUGUAUGAUCAAUGCGCAUUUGAUGUAUAUGGCACUUCUAUGUGAAUGAUCUCUAUACGAAAGGCCUGAAGAGAUGGUCUUUGGUGCUUGAUGAAAUAUAUGUGUUCGGGUUUCUUCCUAA
Punica granatum (pomegranate) is the source of this 1458-nucleotide messenger RNA. The record is from RefSeq and is a predicted model, not a curated record. NCBI's taxonomy places the organism in Eukaryota, Viridiplantae, Streptophyta, Magnoliopsida, Myrtales, Lythraceae.